Molecule: messenger RNA, 2517 nt
Organism: Xenopus laevis (African clawed frog)
Lineage: Eukaryota; Metazoa; Chordata; Amphibia; Anura; Pipidae
Gene: vmp1.S
Product: vacuole membrane protein 1 S homeolog
Exons: 12
Coding region: 276-1496 (406 amino acids)
Cellular component (GO): vacuolar membrane; endoplasmic reticulum
Source: RefSeq, a predicted model, not a curated record
CUAUUUGCCCUUUCAUCACUAACACCUUCCCCCGUCUUGGCUCCAGCAAAGCUCAUUCACUACUACAAAGUGUCUGACCAAUGCCCAGCGCGAGACGCUGAUAUUUUAUGUCACUGCAAGGGGAGGGGGUAUUGAUGUACCCCACGUCAGGAGGACUUCCGGUUGUGUGACCCGGUGAGUGUGACAGGUGGAGAGAAAAGAGAAGCCGACUAGGAGGUGAGAGAAUCGGCAGCCAGGACUGAAAAAGAGUAUCACAAGACAAAGUGGCAUAUGAAAUGGCAGAGAAUGGAACUGAUUGUGAACAGAGGCGUUUUGGAAUGGCUAAAGAACAAAACAAUGGAAGCUUUCAAGACCCCUCUUUUAUAAGUGAUAGGAAGACAAGGGACAUUGAAGAAAGACAAAGUAUUGUUCUCUGGAGAAAACCACUAAUUACCUUGCAGUAUUUUAUCCUGGAAGUCCUAAUAAACUUGAAGGAUUGGAGCAUAAGAUUAUGGCACCGUCGGAUGAUGGUGAUGUCUGUUUUGCUGCUGCUUGCAGUUCUUUCAGUAGCGUAUUAUAUAGAAGGAGCACAUCAACAGUAUGUACAGUAUGUUGAGAAAAAAUGUUUAUGGUGUGCCUACUGGGUAGGCUUAGGAAUACUGUCCUCAGUCGGACUCGGAACAGGUCUUCAUACCUUUCUACUUUAUUUGGGUCCGCAUAUUGCUUCUGUGACCAUUGCUGCUUAUGAAUGUAACUCCGUAAAUUUCCCAGAGCCACCUUAUCCUGAUGAAAUUAUAUGCCCAGAUGAAGAAGGUACAGAAGGAGCCAUUUCCCUUUGGACAAUAAUAUCAAAAGUGAGGCUGGAGGCAUGUAUGUGGGGAGCUGGCACUGCCAUUGGAGAACUGCCUCCAUAUUUUAUGGCCAGAGCAGCUCGACUUUCCGGAGUGGAAACAGAUGAUGAAGAAUAUGCCGAAUUUGAGGAGAUGCUUGAACAUGCUCAGACUGCACAGGACUUUGCAACACGCGCAAAAUUAGCUGUUCAAAAUCUAGUGCAGAAAGUUGGAUUUUUGGGGAUCUUGGCUUGUGCUUCAAUUCCCAACCCCCUGUUUGAUCUGGCAGGAAUUACAUGUGGGCACUUUCUUGUUCCUUUCUGGACUUUCUUUGGCGCUACACUGAUAGGCAAAGCUAUCGUAAAAAUGCACAUCCAGAAGCUCUUUGUUAUCAUAACAUUCAGCAAGCACAUUGUGGAGCAGAUGGUGUCCCUAAUCGGGGUUAUUCCAAGCAUCGGUCCGUCCCUACAGAAACCCUUUCAGGAAUAUCUGGAAGCUCAGAGGAAAAAACUGCAUCAUAAAGGAGACAGCGGAGCACCCCAGAGUGAAAACUGGCUAUCGUGGGCGUUUGAGAAGCUGGUGAUCAUUAUGGUUUUCUAUUUCAUUCUGUCCAUCAUCAACUCCAUGGCACAGAGCUAUGCCAAACGGGUCCAGCAGAGAAAUUUAUCUGUAGAGAAGACUAAGUAAAGGGAUUUACACCCAGGGAAUUGGGAAGGAAGGGAGGGAGGAGGGUGGUGAAUGGGGAUAAAAGAUUAUGCUUCUAUAUGGAACUUCAACUGACAUGAUUAACUGUUAAAUACAAAAUAACGAACCUGGAGCGUGUUUAAAAGAGAACAUUACUUGUUUCAAGUUGUUUUCUAUUUUUUUCCACAAUAUAAAAAAAAACACAUUUAUUUUGUGAGAUCAGAGAAAUCUAGGUGGAUUCACAAGCUUUUUUUUCCCCCUUAUGGCAUGUUCCUGUUUUUUUUCCCAACAGUUCAAAUUCUCUCCUAAAGCUGUGUGUGGCAGAAAGGUUUGCAAACUAUUUUUGCACACAGGGGCAAACACAUUUGAUAAUAUAAUGAUGAAGUGGGACAUUGGUCUCUAGCCCCCUUCAGAUUUUAAAGAAACAGGUGCUGAAAAAUGAACUUAAAUGUACUAUACCAUUGCAGAUAUUUGUCUUAUUGGAACUGGAUGUGCUUCUUUCAUAUCUGUAACUUUAUUCUGGAGGGCUACAUUGGUGGAUUGCUGUGCAGUCUGUUGUACCUCCAUCCAGAUCUCUUAAUACGUUUAUAAUGUUUGUGGAACUUCAGAAACAAAGACUAAUUACUUUUCCCAGUGUCUGAAGUAUCCGUUUCUGGCCUGUCUAUACGCGGAUAUAACUAGAGGCUUUCACUGCAUUUACAUAUGUUCUGGGUGAUUCUGACGCAAGGCGAACACCCUGCAGGUAUAUUUGUAUGUGAAGAGUCAGCAGGAGUUGUAGUCACCCUAUGUGAAAUACAGCAGAUUUGGCAAGCACUGGUGCAUAUUGGGUUAUUCUCAGUUACGUUCUUUCUUGUAAGGAGAUGCCAGCAGUGGAAGGGAAUAGUAAUCAGUGCUGUCACUUCUUAUCAGUGAAACCAUCACACAAGGUUGGUACCUGUCCAAUUCUGUAAAAAUUAAAUUUUUUUAUUCUGUACAUAUAGAAUGGAAAGCUGAAACUGAACUUUAUAAAAACCACCUUUGAUCA